AGUAAACGAGAAGAGUGGAGGUUGUCGAUCUCUUGACCAAGCAACCGGUUAUUUUGAUAUACAAAUCCAAAAGCCUGACUGCUGUCGGUUAGUGUCCUUGAAAACCUAAGUCAAGCGAUUUGGCUUGUUUUGGUCGGGAAAUGAGUCACAGGCAACUCAAUUAAAGAACAUGCGCCUGAGGUUCACAUUGCCCAGUAGCCACGAAAGCCAGGUGGAUCAUUUUGCUGCCAGAAGGGCAAGAGUCGGGAACAGAAGGGGAAGAGAAGCGUGAGCUCUCCUGAUAUCCAAGCGACUGCAGAGUAAGCAAACACCGAGCCACUUUCCACUGCUCCAAGCCCCACAAAAAGCAAACCAUUCCCUAAAACUCCAAUACUGUUGGGAGGAAGAAAGCGCCAAGGCGAAAAGGAAGGACUUGAGGAAAACCAGAAAAGAAGCCAAGAAAAGUCUACACCGGAAGACGAUUACGGUCUGGGGAAAGUAGAAAGCACCACAACCGCGACCACGUGCUUACAUUUCCACCACUCAAGAAUCAAAAUAAACCGCGUGGCCACGCCCAGUGCCCGUCACAUGACUUUCACGCGCGUGCCGCUUCCGGAAGAGCCCGGUAGCAGCCGCUGCGACUCUUGCCUGUGCUGCGGCUUCAGACCCCGGGUUUUGGCCUCUUUCUGACCCGGCUCCCGCUCCACUUCACUUUUGGUUUCGGGUGGAGCCCGUGUAGUGAUCUCCAUGGCAGCAGACUCCGGGGCGUUCACUAAUGAGGACUCUGAAUCUGGAGAGGAAGAAGGUAAACAUGUCAAACCUUUUACACCAGAGAAAGCGAAAGAAAUUAUAAUGUCUUUACAACAACCUGCAAUCUUCUGUAACAUGGUUUUUGAUUGGCCAGCCCAACACUGGACUGCAAAACAUCUUUCUGAGGUCCUUCAGGGCAAGCAGAUACGAUUCAGGAUGGGAACGAAACGCACAGAUACAGCUCCUCAGUUUGAAACCACAUGUAGUUACGUAGAAGCUACACUUGAAGAGUUUCUGACCUGGAACUGUGACCGAUCUAGUAUUUCUGGACCAUUUAGAGACUAUGAUCAUUCCAAAUUCUGGGCUUAUGCUGACUAUAAAUAUUUUGUCAGUUUAUUUGAAGACAAGACAGAUAUUUUCCAGGAUGUGAUGUGGUCUGACUUUGGGUUUCCUGGAAGAAAUGGACAGGAAAGUACAUUGUGGAUCGGCUCCAUGGGGGCCCAUACACCCUGUCAUCUGGACACCUAUGGUUGCAACCUAGUAUUCCAGGUACAAGGAAGGAAAAGAUGGCAUCUCUUUCCUCCUGAAGAUACUCCUUUCCUUUAUCCAACUAGAAUCCCUUAUGAGGAAUCUAGCGUGUUCAGUAAAAUCAAUGUUGUCAAUCCUGAUUUAAAACGUUUUCCUCAAUUUUGGAAGGCUCGAAGACAUAUGGUUACCCUGAGCCCCGGACAGGUUCUGUUUGUCCCCAGACACUGGUGGCAUUAUGUGGAAUCCAUUGAUCCUGUCACUGUCAGUAUAAACUCAUGGAUUGAGCUGGAGGAGGACCACCAAGCCCGGGUAGAAGAGGCAAUCACCCGCAUGCUUGUGUGUGCCCUGAAAACUGCAGAGAAUCCACAUGAUACGAGAGCUUGGUUAAACCCAACUGAGGUUGAGGAAACAUCCCAUGAAGUCAAUUGUCGCUACUUAAAUGGAGCCGUUUCUGCUUUUUUUGAUCAUUAUGGAACAUCUAAGGUAGUAGAAACCCAAGCGCUGAGCACAGACGGAGAGUACGUGAUAAAGGAAGAAUUAAAUGUGCACAACCACGUGGAGGUAACACAAACUAGUAGCCACAGCUUAACCUUGGGAACAGUAAAACAGGAGGCAGCAAGUCCCUUUGGUCCUGAUCUGGUUCCUGUGAUACCAGGUUCCCAAGAACCACCCUCAGAAAGAGGAGGCAUGUUUGAAAGUGAUGGUGAAGACUUUGUUGGCAAAAAUGGAAAACGCUUUGGAAAAUUGCAUUGUACUAAGAGACGACGAAUGAUGAGUGAAAGUGAGAAUGCAGUUGUGGAACAAAUGGCUUCAAAUAGUACUGUGGCCCCUUCCCAAACAUUCAUUUCUACAGAUGACUUGCUGGAUUGCUUGGUGAAUCCACAGGUAACCAGGAUAGUGGCACAACUUUUGAUUCAAGGAAGAAGUUUGCGACUCUAAUAGAAAAUAACUUUUUCAGUAAUACUUUAAGAAUAUUUUUAAAAUAAUAUAGUUUUAAAAUAAAAGAUGAAAUGGCAAAAGGGCAAUUUGCAUAUGCUUAUAAAUGUCCUGUUCUCACCUAAUUAACAUUUUAGUCUCUUGCCACCUUCUUGCAUACACAUUGCUCUUUGGACAACCUGGCUCUUUGUUAUUGGUAGGCCUCUUUCUUCAGUGCCUUUGCCUUUCCUUUCCUAUCUCAUCAGCCUAUCUCAAAUGUAAGCCCCUAGUGUUCUCACCAAGGAAUAGUGUCUCCAUCAGCAGGGGUCACCUGCUGCUUGUUUUUGUAAAUAAGGUUGCAUUGGAACACAGCCAUGCCAUUCAUUUACAUAUUGUCUGUGGUGGCUUUAGGGUUACGGUGGCAGAGUUGAGUGGUGACAGAGGCAGUAUGGCUUGAAAAGCUGAAAAUACUUUAAAAGUUUGCUAACUCCUGAUCUAAUGCAUCCAUUGGGUGAAUUCUAGCUUUUUGGGAGGUAGGGGUGCAGUUGUUAAUUUCAGUAGUUAUCAUGGAUUCUUUGUCAUAAGAUGGUGUGGGAAGAUUUAUGAUUGUUUUAAGUUCUUGAUCUCUUAAUUCAAAUGCAGGUUGAAGUCUAGCCUUGAUCUGAAGUGAUCACAUUUCUCAAAUCCGUAGAAUUCUCACUGGUUAACCCCUGUAAUCCAGAGCAGAAUACCAAUCAGGAGAAAAGUAGGUGGGGGCCCAAUAAGAGGCCUCCUUGUGUAAGGAACUGGGACAUCUAGGAACACCAGCCUUGGAAUAAAAAGGACCAAAUGCUACUGACUCCUGAAACUAACUAAAAGCUUGGCUUAGUGAACUUGAUCCCACUCUCAUUACAUUUGCAGUAUGUGGGGUAAUUAUUAUCAUUACCGUCUAAGUAAGAAUUUAAAAAUUAUAAAAACAUAUUGAACUCAGUAACCAUUCAAAACAGAAAAGAUACACAAAGUCACCUUUUAAGAAGAAUUGACUACUGGCCCCAUCCUUCUCAGGUCAAACUGAUGGUAUCAGUAAAUCCCAAGAGAGUACGUACUUUCUGGGAGAAAGGAGGAAGGGAAAUGAACAUGCCCAGGAAAAGAAGGGUCUGAAAAAAGACCCUUCUGUAGCACUUACCACCAUCUGACUACUAUAUAUUUGCCUAUUUAUUUGAUUACUGUCUCCCCCAACGAGAAUGUCACUGCAUGAAGGUUUGGACUUUGUUUUGAUUAUUGUAUAUUUGCAGAGUCUUGAUCAGUGCCCAGCACGUGGUAGGUGCUGCUUAAAUAUUUGAGUGGAUUUUUUAAAAAGGAGACCUUGUUGGCCGAUACUCCUUCAGAAACACUGGGGCAGAGGAUGUUGUGGCUAAAGGUGAGAUGUCUGUUACCUGUAGUAGGUAUAUCCCUAUCGCAGAAAUAGACAUUUGUCUUCAGCUAUAUAUUUUUUUUACACCUGCCCUCACUGAGAGCUCCCCCAUACCCUCCUUCACACAGAAUUCCCUCCCCCGCUCCCUCCCCCAGGGUUCCCUCCCCCGCUCCCUCCCAGAUAUUUUAUUAUAUUUGCUACUACUUGGACCAGUGUUUUUCAAGUUGUAGAUUGUGACCCAUUAACCAGUCAUAAAAUCAAUUUAGUGGGUGAGACCAGCAUUUUUUUUUUAAUGGAGCAGGAUAUGUGAUUUCAGUUAAUUCAAUAGAAAAUAUAAGUAUUAUUUUGUGAAACUGUCCAGGAAAAAUUUCUUUCAGAGUAAAUAUACUUCAUAAAUCUUUUCAGUUAUAUCUGUGUGUGUACUGGGCCUGAUAUAAAAUGUAUUUCUUAGUGUAUGUUAGGGUCAGAAAGGUUUGAAAGCUGUUCUGAGGGCAAAGUAUUGAUUUCAGUUAGAGGUAGUAGUUUCUGGCAUGCAGAGACCUGGGUAGAGAGUUAAGACAUUGAUAUGAAUGCAUUCAAAAUGUAAAUGGGUGUUGGGAGAUAAUUUCCUAAUUUUGUAGAGAUAGAGAUUAUGACACGGCAAGAGAUCCUGGCUAUCUGCAACUGGGGAGUGUGGGAAGGAGAAAAGACAGUCAAAGGGAGAGAUGGUCAGCCACCAAGUAGGGUCCCAUUUCAUCCUGCAUUUCUCAGAAGAGCCUGCCCGAAUGAGUGAACUCAAUUAUUAAAUAACUAUUAAUACGUUGACCCUCCAGGGGUUAGAGGGAUUGAAGUGUUACCCCUAAAGUUACAGUAUCCACGUAUAAGCAGGGUGAUCUAUCCGGAAGGCAAAGUAGCUAGGGCCCCUGAGCUUUUAGGGUCUACAGAAAUGUUUUAGUUUCUUUAAAAAUUAAAAAAAGAAUAUAACCUAGUUUCGAUUACCUUCAUGUUUAUACCAAUGCAGUAGCGAAGUAUCACGUUUAAUACUUUUCAUGGAGUAAGGGGCCUUCAAAGGCAAAAUUGCCUGGGGCCCAUGAAAGUCCUAAGCAGCUCUGGGUAUCAGGGAUAUCAGAAUCAUUUGAGGGGCUUGCUGAAGAUGCAGAUGUCUGGGUACCACUCUAGAGCUAUAGAAUUCGCCUCCUUUGGGAUGGGCCAGAUUUUGCAGUCUCAGCAAGCACCUGAAGUGCUUCAAAUAGCAAAGAAGUUUAAGAAUCUCUGGCCCUGGAGUAGACCACCAAGACCUAACACAGGCUCAAAGUGGGCGUGUUUUAGCAGGGGCUACUUCUUGGGGUCAAUCCGCCCUUCAGAUUUACUGAACUAAAGCUGUACUGUGCCCUUCCUGUAAUUUUCAGCUGAAUGCUAUUGAUACUGUGAGGAUACCUUGAUGCUGUCAUGUUUAGUUGUGGUCUUUUAUCAGCAGUGGCCUGUGUUUAUCAUCAAGUUCUCCUGCAUUUGCCCUAAAGGAUAAAGAUGUUUAACCACCAAAUAACAUUUUCCAAGCAUUUUAUUCAAAAAGGAGGAAAUAUUUAUUUUAAAAAUUUUUUAUUGAAGUAUAGUUGAUGUAUAUUAUAUGUUGCAUGUGUACAGUACAGUGAUCCACAAUUUUUAAAGGUUGUACUCCAUUUACAGUUAUUAUAAAAUAUUGGCCAUGUUCCCUGUGUUGUAUGACAUAUGUCUUUAGACUGAGGGUAACUAUAACAUCUACAGACUGAAUCAUCAUACUUGGUGCAAUACACCCUGAUAUUCAGCCUUGCCUAAGUUAACCAAACCACUGGAGAACAAGAACAAAUUAGAGAGCACGUCUCUCCUUUUUUAUUUCUUACAUUCAUUGUCAAGCCCAAGUUCAGAUGCCAGUGGCUGGGAAGCUACUCCUAAGCAAUAAGAAGUCUUUGCCAAUCCACUUAAAAAACAGCAACAGCAAGAAAAAUUUCAAGACAUCUGUAUUUAAUGAAGCAGCAACUAUGGCCCCCUCAACCUCCUUUUCUUGAAGUGCAGGCAUUGCUCCCUGGGGCCUUUAUCCUCCUGGUGACCCCUAGCAUCCAAGUUCAUCAUCUGUCCUGGCUCCCCAUGGGCAUAGCUCUGGCCUCUUGGCCUAUAGAACUUCAAAUAAAGAGACUCUACAAUGAAAACCAAAGCCAGAAGGGACAAGGCCAAGGAAAUAUGAGGAUAAUUCACAGAUUGUCUGAGAUAUUCCUGAAUCAGUAACAUUAAUCUAGAAGCCAUGUUCUAUAGUGGGAAGAGCAAGGGGCUUGAUGACACAGAGACCCAGAUUCAGUUGCUGGCUCUGAGGCCUGUUACCCAGGCGACUUAAGGCAAGGAAGCUUCUUGUGUUCUGAGCAUCAGUUUCCUCAGCUUUAAAACGGGGGUAUAAUUCUUACCUCACAAGAGUGUUUGGGGGAAGAAAAUAAAUACUGUUAUGUGAAAGCACCUCUUAUAGUACCUGGUUAAUGGAGGCACUCAAUAAACAGUUUUAGAAUCUGAAAUUUACCUGAGGAAGUUAAAAAAGAAACUUUCCAUUACUAUCCUAUAGCUACUGAGUUAGCAAAUUAGUAAUAUGACUGCUUAAUUCCUUUGGUUUAUUUAUGCACAAGGCUUUAAAAUCAUCAGAAGCUAGGCUGCCAAGGAAAAUGUGCUAUUUAAUACCCUUAGAUUCAUUUAAUCUUAACAUAGUAGAAGGGCUUCAUACUGAAAAUAUAGCAGGCAUUAUCCCUUUUUUCCACUGGGCAGAACUAAGACCAUGAAUAAAAGUUAUAAAAAGGCAGAUUUGGGUUCAACUUUAGAAAGAACCAAUUGGAAACAGGGCUGCUGCACUGCACAACUCCAUGGGAUACAGCUCACCUAGUCCCCAAGCUAGACCACAGCCCCCCGGACUGUGCAGGACGUGGCUGCAUUGCAGUCCCAGAGCCCUGACCAGAGCUGUCCCACAUGUCCAUAGGCUGCUUUGUGAAAAAGCUCCCUGCCAUGGAAUCUCAUCGAUUUGAGGCAAAGUGACAAUAAGUCAAGGGUGUUGAAGAGAUGGUUCCCACUUUGGUUAGGAGUCUGACAGGGCUUCUUCAUUCUUAAGUGGUUUAUGAAACACUUAUGCAGCAUCUAUUGUACAUCAGGCACAGACCUCAGUGCAGGGGUAAAGAAAAUUAGACGCCAGGGAUAAAGAAAAUUAGACGCCAUCCCUGCACCCAGGGAAGACAGCAGCCCCACCCACUUAGUAAUACUGUGCUCCCCACAGCAGUAUGGAGUCCUGACAUGAUACCAGCUGUCUCUCAGUGGCAGCUGAAGUUAUAUCACUGUGUCCUCUGCCUUUAAGAUUAAUGUUAUUCUUACAUGUGGAAUCUAGAAAAAUGGUACAGAUGAACCUAUUUUCAGGGCAGGAAUAGAGAUGAAGACGUAAAGAACGGAUGU
Molecule: messenger RNA, 7000 nt
Organism: Globicephala melas (long-finned pilot whale)
Lineage: Eukaryota; Metazoa; Chordata; Mammalia; Artiodactyla; Delphinidae
Gene: HSPBAP1
Product: HSPB1 associated protein 1
Molecular function (GO): 2-oxoglutarate-dependent dioxygenase activity
Source: RefSeq, a predicted model, not a curated record